Molecule: messenger RNA, 600 nt
Organism: Pectinophora gossypiella (pink bollworm)
Lineage: Eukaryota; Metazoa; Arthropoda; Insecta; Lepidoptera; Gelechiidae
Product: homeobox protein Hox-B4-like
Exons: 3
Coding region: 1-600 (199 amino acids)
Biological process (GO): regulation of transcription by RNA polymerase II
Cellular component (GO): nucleus
Molecular function (GO): DNA-binding transcription factor activity, RNA polymerase II-specific; RNA polymerase II cis-regulatory region sequence-specific DNA binding
Source: RefSeq, a predicted model, not a curated record
AUGCCGAUUAUUUAUCAAGAACAACUAGAUAAGGCUUUUAACGGGAACGUCUACAUGGAUUAUCCAGUAGUUUCUCCUCCAAAUCUGGUAGCUGGUCCGACGAUGUCUAUGGGUCAGCCGACGCAGGGCACAACGAUGGGUAGCUAUGCUUAUGUGCCAGAAGGCUAUGACUGCAGACAAAUGCAUUUGCAAAUGCAAUACCCUACGCUGUUUGAAGAGACUAACGAAACCGAAUGGCUUCAAGAGACCGCCGCUACUCUGCCUGAUAAUGAGACUUUGCAGCAAAUUCAGUGGUCAGAACUACCACCACCGGAGCUGGUUCCUGUAACUGUCAGCGAACCGAGCCCCGUCUACACUGCCGGCCCACCUGUCUACAACCAACAGAAGUUCGACUUUCCGAGCGGCAUCGACCCCUGGAACUGGGGCGGUAAAUGGUUCAGCACCCAGCAAAAAAUGGAACUUGAAAAAGAAUACUUCAGGUCGCGGUACUUAGACCGCAAUUGCCGCAUCGAUUUUGCCGAGAUACUCAAACUCAACGAACAUACCAUCAAGAUCUGGUUCCAGAACCGUCGCCUGAAUAUGAAGAAAGGCAAGGCUUAA